This is a messenger RNA of Microbotryum saponariae, 192 nucleotides long. The record is from the annotation of a GenBank genome assembly. NCBI's taxonomy places the organism in Eukaryota, Fungi, Basidiomycota, Microbotryomycetes, Microbotryales, Microbotryaceae.
AUGUUGCGAGCGAACAUAGUUGGGACUUAUGGGCCGCCGUUUGGGCAACAAAUGGAUCUGCGCGCCCGGGGCCAUUUGCGCGUUACGACUCGUUUGUACGCGCGCCGAAAAUCGUGCAAUUGCGCGCCAUUGGGCCUUCAUACGCGCGUCAUUCACAGCUUUGCAUCCCUUGGACGCACUUUUGGUCUCUAA